AUGGCUGGCUGUCGCUCCUAUGCUGCGCAGCCCAAUGCUGCACCGCUUUACUUGUUCUACGAGACCUUUGCCAAUGGGACGCGUGCCAUUGCGGCGCCUUUAUUGGAUGAACGCUCAGGCCUAUGCUAUUACUCUGUGGAUUGCGAUUCGGCGUUGCCCUGUUGUUCUGCAGAUCAAUGGGUGAGCUCGGGCCAAACCAACUCGACGAAUGUGGUGAAUUUGGGCUCGCUGAUUGUCUAUGUGGCCUUCACUGUCUGGCUAAAUCGUUGGAUGAACGCCGUGCGACAGAGAUAUGAUGGCGAUGAAGACCCCAGACCUCCCAGUGGCAUCCACGACGGCCUCAAUUUGCUGGGCGUCUACGUGGGCAUCUGCGUCACGGUCUUUGUGUCCAUUGCCAUGGCUAGCAGCACUCAGCUGGCGCUGCCAGUGCCGGAGCGAAAUUCCAUGCUUGCCGCCAUGGCGUUUUUAACGCCGGUGAAGGACAUCUUCCAAUUUUUAGAAGACACCACCACCGUGAAAAUUACCCUGGCGCUCGGUGCUGGUGACUAUUCUGCCAUCCGGCCAAUUGCCCUGCUGGGGAUUGGGGGUGGCUUGGCUGCCGGCGUCAUCGGCGCACUUCUGAUGACCGUCCUGGCGUGGUGGCCCCAAGGAGUGAUCCAAGUCCUACUUGCGCCGGGCAGUUCAGACGCCUUAGCGCGAAACCCCAACUGCCAGCUGCUGCCGUCAGCGGAGGAGGUGGUGACCACGGCCCGGGGCUUGUGGCUGUUGACCAGCUGGUCGUGGCCGCUGCAGUUCUGUAGCAUGGUGCUCUCCGGCCUUUUGAUGGGCGCUCGAGAGUUUGCGAUCUAUGGCAUGGCGACGAUUGCAGCACAGGGAGCCCUUGCUGGAAUUUGGUUCAUGGGAGGCGUGCAAGAUCUGAAUCUCCUGGGGUGGGCCACCUUCCUCUCCAACCUGGUUCUUUGCGUCUCCCUGGCCAUCUGCCUGGUACUCCACCGACCCUUGCGGCGCAAGAUGGGUCUUCUGGGAGCCCAGCUGAGCGAGAUGGUCCAGGCAUUGGAACCCAGGGAGGUCACGGCCUCCACCUCGAAGGACGUGUUGAAGGAUGGCAUCCUCGCCAUGAUCCUGGACUUGGCCCUGCAAUUUGCGGGCACCACCUCAGUCUAUGUCGCCGCCUUCGUGAGUUUGCAGGACAUGUAUCAGCUGAGCGCUGCAGGGGCGGCCCUGCCGCAGUUCUCCGCCUACGCCACGGCGGUGGGCUAUGUGGUGCGCUUGGUGGGCGGUGCUUUGGUUGGCCGCCAGGCUUAUGCUGAAUUUACCCAGCUGAUGAAGGUCAUGGUGGUCUUAAGUGUCAUCUUGGGCAUCAUCUCUGCAGUGGGCAUCUAUUGGAACAAGACGAGUCUGGCAGCCUACUACUCGGUACAGGCCUGUGAGUUUGCCAGUUCCCGGGAAUGUCUUGAGAUCUAUGCGGGCCUCUAUGCGGAGGGCCUGGGGAAGUACGACACCACUAUUUUUACUACCUUCGACGUGUUUGGUCUCACGGCCAUGGCGACCUGCAUUUUCAAUGUGGUCAAGGCUGGUCUGUACGCGUGUCAGGACUUCAAGUACAUGGCCGUGGCCUCUCUGUGGGUCAUGCUCCUGGUGUUUCUUCCCGUCCUUUUGUUGGCGCGUUUCUUCUUUGUGAGCGCCACGGCGUUGUAUGUUGCCUCGGUGCUUCCCAGCUGGGUGCUGACGGUGGUUUUCCUGCUGCGGCUGCGCAGCUUGUCGUUCCAGUGGGACCCGGCCGCUAGGGCCCUGGCAAUGGAAGCAGCUGGGCAGAUUCUGGCAGCCAUGGAAGCGCAUGAAGUGCUCAGUGUUCCACUGGACGUGUCCAUGCGACAGCUGCGAAGAAGAUUCAGCCUUUUUCAAGGCUCCAGCGGUCGCCCGUUCACCGUGCCACACGCCAUGCACGUAUCCAUCCCGGUUCGUGCCACGUCACACCAGCCCGCAGAGCCUGCGGGCGAUCCCUGCGAUGGCCUAUCGCCUUCCUCGUGGGUGUCGCCACCGGCACCGAUGGCACCGGUGGCGGGGGAGGCCCGGGAGCUGACGAAACGCAAGGAACGCGAGGACCGCGAGGAGUUGAAAGGUGAAGUGACCAAAGAUGAGAGCCUUAAGUCAAAGUCGGACACCUCAUCCAAAAAUCGAGUCCUGGUUAGCUUGGAGAUUAGUGACGAUGAGUUGGAUGGCGAUGAGACCUACUGCUUGUUGCUGCGCAAGUUGUCAUCUUACAAGUUGACCUGGGUUUUGGUGACAGCUCUGACGGUGCUGGUGUGUAGCGCUUUGGCCAACCCGGUGCUGUGCACCCAAUCUCCAGCAUGUGAGCAGCACCACCUGCUCGACCAAGACCUCAGCUUCUACAGCGGCGGCGUCUCGGCGGCCUUGGCGUCAGUGCUGAUGCAUGAAUUGGCCUCGGUGAUGCUGACGCAUAACACGGCCAAGAAAGCCAUUGAUAUUAUUCCGGAUAUCAAGGAUUCCUUGAUUCCAUCCAUGCUGCUGUGUGCCACCUUUUUGGUUCUCAUCAUCGAAAACAUGGCUCUUGUGCUUGGUGAGCUUCCUUGGUACGCGCACGCAGCCAAUUUGGGAACCGAGUUGAAUGACACGCCCGUCUACAGCGUAUUUUAUGCGGAAUGGCUCAUCAAUGUGCCCAUUCUCCUAGUUUUGGCGGGGUCCAUUGCCCUUGGAAGGCCAGGGUCCGAAGUGGCAGAACCAUUGCUGAUCACCAAUGUUUACAUUGUGUUCGCUUGGGUGGCGAAUUUUAUCUCCAAUCUGGCCCUGCGAUACGCCGUGCUGUCGAUCACCUUCCUGAUGUAUUUCAGGGCGUCAUGGACCAUGUGCCAAUGGGUCUACCGAUGGAAACAACGCAAUCCCAAGGGGUUCCUGUUGGGGCGGCCAUUGCUGGCAUUUGUGCUGAUUAUCGUGUUCGGCAUCUAUGGCAUAGUCUACCUGGCUAGAAUGCAUGGUUUGGUCUCCUACCGCCACGAGCGCAUCUUCUACGUCACCAUGAAUUUCACCACCAAGUUAUUUGCAUCGAUGACUCUGGCGGGCAUCCGGUCCAGUGAUUUCCAGGAGUUGCUGUUGACCAUGUUGGUCAACAGGAGAACCUCCUUCACACGGAAGCACGACUAUGGAGAUCAGGACGUGUCCGCAGCUUUCCGAAAGAUCAAAGUGGCGUUGGAGGAACUGCGCGGAUUGUUGGCCUUGAGGAGGCCCAAUGAGGAUCGCGGCGCUCCCGAGGGGACGCUAGUGGCAAUCCCAUGGGUGGUGACGCCGCAAGAGUUUCACGUUCUCUCUGGUCCUGGGCUGCGCUCAGGAGACAGCUUUGCCGCGAACUUUGAUCCGGAGUUGUUGGACCUCGUGGUGUGCCACCGGCUUGGCCUUUGGCAACGUGUAGAGGUUGGUCCACGUCCCAGGGAGGUCCCAAAGAGUCAAUCCGAGUCGGUGACGGAGUUUGAACUGCCCCUACUCUUCGACCAGAGGCCUCAUGAAGAUCCCAUUCUGGAGGCUUGGCUGGGUAAAACGCUGGACAACCCUGACAAGGCCAGAUGCUUGCAGAAGCUGCAGCAAGCGGUGGAAGAUCAGCCCGAGGUGUGCCCCGUGCUGCGGAACCUUCUGUCCAGAUUUGAGGCUUCGAUCGCUCAGUGGCUUUCAUCCUGGCCCCAAGCCGAGCCGUGGCGCGAGGGUCUCACGCUUUGUGCGUCGUGCUCGCAAUCUGCGGAGAUGUUGGAGCUGGAGCUCCACAGUGUAUUGGCUUUGCAGGGUGGUAUGGCCCCAGGUCCUCAACAACCGCCUUUCUUACCAGAAUCGGAGGAGGCGCUUGAUGCCUUUCGCCAGGAGGCAGCUGCUUGGCUCUUCAAAUUGGAGGCCCUAUAUGGUUUGGAGCUGAUCAACCAGCCUGAGCGCCUGGCACAACAUCCACGGCUGUCCAUGCUAUCCUGGGAGCUGCCGGAGGUGGAAGCGCUGUUGCAGUGCCCCUACUUCAGACCCCCGGAGAUGAGCGUUUGGCGCUUUGCCCGGCGAUGGUGCUUGGAAGGUGGAGGUGCGUGUGCUUUCCGCGACGAGCCGGAAGCAGGGGUGCCAGUGACAAAGGAGAACAUUGACAUGGCCAUUUCCAAGGUUGCACGUUCCGGUGGCGAAAGUGAUGCGCAAAGCCAGAGGUAUCGAGCUCGACGUGUGGAGAGCAUGUUUGGGCGUCGCCUGUUUCGAUGGCAGGAGCUCAGUCCUCUGAGGUGGAAAUCAGAUAAUCUGCAACAGCUGGCCUUCCUGGCGAUGGUGGAUGCCGUGCUGAAGGGUUUUUUGACGGACUUCCCCAGCAUCAUUGGCUUUGUGGUGAUUAAUGCGGACGGCAUCCCCACCAAGUGGCAUGAGACGAUGCCAUACGACAGGGCUGUGAUGUAUGCCGCUCUGAUGUCUGACUUCAUCGCACACUGCAAGAAGAGUCUCAGAGGUCUCUUGACAUCUCCAGCAGAAAGCGAAUUGGCCAACAUCCGCCUGCGGACCAAACAAGGGACCGAGAUCAUCUGUGUCACCCAAGUGGAGUACACCCUGGUGGUCAUUCAGAAUUGCACAGGCGUCCCAUUGGUACAGGAUGAAGAAGCCAACCAGCCAGGAGCUGGAGGAGAAGGCUCUUAA
Cladocopium goreaui is the source of this 4665-nucleotide messenger RNA. NCBI's taxonomy places the organism in Eukaryota, Dinophyceae, Suessiales, Symbiodiniaceae. The record is from the annotation of a GenBank genome assembly.